Messenger RNA from Nycticebus coucang (slow loris), 3731 nucleotides. RefSeq names its product multimerin 2 (gene MMRN2). Lineage: Eukaryota; Metazoa; Chordata; Mammalia; Primates; Lorisidae. The transcript has 7 exons. Gene Ontology annotation, biological process: negative regulation of cell migration involved in sprouting angiogenesis; negative regulation of vascular endothelial growth factor receptor signaling pathway. The record is from RefSeq and is a predicted model, not a curated record. Gene Ontology annotation, molecular function: protein binding. Bases 62 to 2917 code for a protein of 951 amino acids.
CGUCACUGGCAGUUUCUGGAGUCACUUGCUGGGCUGAGCCUAAGCCUGCCCCACUACCAAGAUGAUCCUGCCUCUGCUGCUUGGCCUUGAGGGGCUCCUUGGCUGGGGGAUGCUGGGGGCCUGGGCUCAGGCCCCUGGUACUAGUUUCUCUGAUCUACACACUUCCAGGUCACCUCGCGUCUGGAGGGCAGAGGCUGAGGACACUGGCAGGAACCCCAUUGGACGUAACUGGUGCCCCUACCAGAUGUCGAAGCUGGUCACCUUCAUAGCUGCUUGCAAAACUGAGAAAUUCCUCGUCCACUCGCAGCAGCCAUGUCCACAUGGCGCUCCAGACUGCCAGAAAGUCAAAGUCAUGUACCGCAUGGCCCACAAGCCAGUGUACCAGCUCAAGCAGAAGGUGCUCACCUCUGUAGCCUGGAGGUGCUGCCCAGGCUUUGGGGGGCCGGAUUGCCAGCACCAAGAUUCCACAGCGAUCUCCAGGCCUAAAGAUCCAGGUGAUGGCUAUCAGGAGCCUAGGGACGGGACGGUCAGCGUGGAACCUGGCCACCCAGUUGCUGAGAUCAGUGAGGUUAAGGUGCAACAGGAACUGCAGGAACACCUGCUGGGAGAUCUGCAGAAUGACAUUCACCAGGUGGCAGACAGCCUGCCAGGCCUAUGGAAGGCCCUGGCUAGUAACCUCACAGCUGCAACAAUGGAGGCCAAUGGAACGCAGCAGCUGGAGCUCCCAGGUAGCUCCUUGGAGCAAGUGUUGCUGUCCCACACAGACACCUUCCUGCAAGUGCACUUCAGCCCCAUCUGGCAGAGCUUCAAUGAGAGCCUACAUGACCUCUUCCAGGCCAUAAGAAACCUGUCUCUUGAUGUAGAGGCCAAUCACCAGGCCAUCAAAAGGAUCCAGGACAGUGCCGUGGCCAGGGCUGACUUCCAGGAGCUUGGUGCCAAAUUUGAGGCCAAGGUCCAGGAGAACAGCCAGCGGGUGGGCCAGCUGCGGCAGGAUGUGGAGAACCGUCUGCACACCCAGCUUCUCUCCCUGCACCACUCCCUCUCUGAGGUCCAGGCUGAUGUGGACACCAAGUUGAAGCGGCUACACAAGGCCCAGGAGGCCCCAGGGACCAAUGGCACCCUGAUUGUGGCAGGGGCAGGGGCUGGGGCAAGGCCAGAGCCUGAGAGUCUGCAGGCCAGGCUGGGCCAGCUGCAGAGGAACCUCUCAGCACUUCACGUGGCCAUGGGCAGCAGGGAAAAGGAGCUGCAGAACACCCUCCAGGACAUGAGGGCCACCCUGGCCCGGCAUGUGGAUGAGAUUAAGGAGCUGUACUCCGAAUCUGACGAGACCUUCGAUCAGAUCAGCAAGGUGGAGAGGCAGGUGGAGGAGCUGCAGGUGAACCACACGGCGCUGCGGGAGCUGCGGGUGAUCCUGAUGGAGAAGUCCCUGAUCAUGGAGGAGAACAAGGAGGAGGUGGAGCGGCAGCUCCUGGAGCUCAACCUCACUCUGCAGCACCUGCAGGGCGGCCACGCCGACCUCAUCAAGUACGUCAAAGACUGCAACUGCCAGAAGCUCUACUUUGACCUGGACGUCAUCCGGGAGGGCCAGAGGGACGCCACGCGCGCCCUGGAGGAGACCCAGGUGAGCCUAGAUGAGCGGCGCCAGCUGGACGGCUCCUCCCUGCAGGCCCUGAGGAGCGUGGUGGACGAUUUGUCGCUGACCGUGGACGCCCACAAGGUGGAGGGCGAGCGCGCGCGGACCAGCACGGCGAGGCUCCGGAGCCAGCUGCAGGCGCUGGACCGUGAGGUGGGCGCGCUGAAGGCGGCGGCGGGAGAGACACGGCGCGAGAUGCGCCAGCUGCACAGCUCCUUCGCCGCCCUGCUGGAGGACGCGCUGCGCCACGAGGCCGUGCUGGCCGCCCUCUUUGGGGAGGAGGUAAUGGAGGAGAUGUCGGAGGAGGCGCCGGGGCCGCUGCCCCUGCGCUACGAGCAGAUCCGCGCCGCCCUGCAGGACGCCGCCAGCGGGCUGCAGGAGCAGGCCCUGGGCUGGGACGCGCUGGCCGCCCGGGUGGCCGCCCUGGAGCAGGCCGCGGGUCGCGGCGCGCACCCUCCACGGCUGCCAGAGCGCCUGGAACCCAGCCACGACGCGGGCGCGGAGCAGGCCGGUGCCACGGCCCUGGCCGGGCUGGCCCAGGAGCUCCAGCGCCUGAGCGCCGACGUCGAGCGCACCGGGCAGUGCUGCGCGGCCUCCGGGGCUGCCUCCGUCAACGGCUCCCUCGAGGGCCUUCACGACGCACUCAACGCCACUAAGCACAACUUGGAACAACACCUGCGCCUUUUCCACAGCCUCUUUGGGAACUUCCAAGGGCUCGUGACUGCUAACGUCAGCCUAGACAUGGGGAAGCUGCAGGCCAUGCUGAGCAGGAAAGGGAAGAAGAGGCAGAAAGGCCUGGAAGCUCCCCGGAAGAGGGACAAAAAGCAGGUGGAGCCUCUGGAGGAUGCACAUGUCACAGGGCCGGCACAAGGUUCCUUGGGAGCUGAGCUCUGGGAAGCAGGCGCUCCUGUGGCCUUCUAUGCUGGAUUUUCAGAAGGGACAAUUGCCCUCCAGACAGUGAAGUUCAACGCUACAUACGUCAACAUUGGCAGCUGCUACUUCCCUGAACAUGGCUACUUCCGAGCCCCUAAGCGUGGUGUUUACCUCUUUGCAGUGAGCAUUGAAUUUGGCCCAGAGCCAGGCACCGGGCAGCUGGUGUUUGGAGGUCACCAUCGGACCCCAAUCCAUACUACUGGGCUAAAGAGUGGAAGCACAGCAACCACUUUUGCCAUAGCUGAGCUGCAGAAAGGGGAGAGGGUGUGGUUUGAGUUAACCCAGGGGUCAGUAACUAAGAGAAGUCCAUCAGGCACUACAUUUGGGGGCUUCCUGAUGUUCAAGACCUGAACCCUGGGUCCAGCUCUGAUCAGACAUCAUGGACUCACCCAGCUCUCCUUGGCCUGGGGCUCUGGCAAGGGAUAGGCUGGAGACCAUCAGGUUGGGCUAGCUCCCGCCUGGAAACUUUCUGCCAAGACACUGUAGUGUAGGUGGGCUCUCUCUAGCUGCACUGAGUUUGGUUACUUCUCAGUGAUGAGGGCUGGAAUGCUUCUUUGGCGGGACCUAGUCCUGGGAAGAGCAGACCCUGGCUUGGCAUGUCUCCUCAGUUGGGCGACUUGGUUCCUCCUCUCAGCUACUCUCUGAAUUCUACAACUUUAGUGUUUUGUUCCUCCUGUGGUUGGAAACUUCUGUACAAAACUUUUAAUGUUUCUCUUGCUGCCUCUUCUCCCUAAUCAUACACUAGAAAAGCCAUUCUUUCCCAGAAGGAAUGUUUAAAAGGGAGGUGACAUUUUGGGGCCAAUAUUGGAAACCAGUCUCCGGCCACUACCCCUUUGAUCUCUGUCAGUCAGAAUUAGAGACAAGGGACUGGUUAACUAAGGAAGAGGAGAUCAGUACCUUUUCUCUAUUUCCAGUCAUUGCUUGUAUUUAUCUGUAAUUUCACAUCUUUGUCUCCUUGCCUCACACAGGGUAAAGGCCAAGCAUGAACUAAAAUAUGUACAUGUACAGCCUUCACCUUUUUAUUAAUCCUCCCUCCAGCAUCUUACAACCAUCCUAAUUCUUGUCAGCAUCUCUAACCAGGAAAGGAGCUGGGGGAGAAAGUGAAGGAAAACCAGAAAUCUCCCUCAAUAAUGAUCAACUUUGGAAUAAAGCAGUGCUCUUCGAA